AUCAUUUGACUACGAAUAUACAGACAUACCUGAAGCUUUUGCUACACCUAACUUUCCUCUAAACCUUUCCCCAUCUCUCAACUCUACAGACAACCACCAUCAAUGGCUUUCACAAGCUCUCUCAGAUCAUCAAUCUCCUCUGCAAAACUAUCCAACCUUGGAUCAACUUCAUCUUCAUCAAUUACCCAGCAGAUUCCGAAACCCUGCAGCCUCUCUUAUCCGCUUUCCUCCUCAAAUGUGAAGAUCUCAACAACCACCCAUCAAGGCUUCUCAGCCGCAGGACCCUCCAGUAGGCUCACCACCAAAGCAUUCUUCUUCGACUGGUUCAAGCCCAAGCCUUAUAGCUCGAGACCCACCAAAGUUCAAGAACUGAGCGUCUACGAGAUGAACGAGGGAGACCGAGGCAGCCCGGCGUACCUCCCACUGAGUCAGAAAACGGUCCACUCGCUGGGCGACCUGGUCCCCUUCAGCAACAAGCUCUACACCGGCGACCUCCAGAAGCGGCUGGGGAUCACGUCAGGGAUAGCCAUCCUCAUCCAGCACGUGCCAGAGAAGAACGGCGACCGGUACGAGGCCAUAUACAGCUUCUACUUCGGGGACUACGGGCACCUAUCGGUCCAGGGCCCGUACCUGACCUACCAGGAAACGUUCCUGGCGGUCACCGGCGGGUCCGGGAUAUUCGAGGGGGCGUACGGCCAGGUGAAGCUGCAGCAGCUUGUGUUCCCCGUCAAGUUGUUCUACACGUUCUACUUGAAGGGUAUUGAGGAUCUGCCCGCGGAGUUGACCCCAAAGCCGGUGGCGCCGUCGAAGUCCGUCGAGGCAUCUCCGGCUGCGAAGGCUACUAAGCCUGAUGCUACUAUCAAGAACUUCACUAACUGACGAGGGUUCGAAAACAAUCCUUCUAGAACCACAAACAUAAAUACAAACACAAACUCUCUACCAAUGAGUUUAUGUUUGUUUUUGUGUAAGGUAUUUGUGGUAGUAGCAUUUUUCGAUGGGAAAAUAUAUGGGAUGUGGGGUUGAAUUUGAGCAGUUCAAUUUUUGGUCUUUAGUCUGAUUUUUUUUCUAAAUUAGCUUAAGUCGGAAUGUUUGUCAGUUGCUGUUCACUUGAAAUAGUUGCAAUGAAUAAAUAUUUUUUUGGGGUUUUGCAAUAA
Rhododendron vialii is the source of this 1154-nucleotide messenger RNA. RefSeq names its product allene oxide cyclase, chloroplastic-like. The coding region runs from base 103 to 879 and encodes 258 amino acids. The record is from RefSeq and is a predicted model, not a curated record. The transcript is spliced from 2 exons. Gene Ontology annotation, biological process: jasmonic acid biosynthetic process. Gene Ontology annotation, molecular function: allene-oxide cyclase activity. Lineage: Eukaryota; Viridiplantae; Streptophyta; Magnoliopsida; Ericales; Ericaceae.